Messenger RNA from Setaria italica (foxtail millet), 2168 nucleotides. Its product is annotated as kinetochore protein NDC80 homolog. The transcript is spliced from 4 exons. Gene Ontology annotation, biological process: attachment of mitotic spindle microtubules to kinetochore. Bases 62 to 1816 code for a protein of 584 amino acids. Gene Ontology annotation, cellular component: Ndc80 complex. The record is from RefSeq and is a predicted model, not a curated record. NCBI's taxonomy places the organism in Eukaryota, Viridiplantae, Streptophyta, Magnoliopsida, Poales, Poaceae.
GCCGCCGCUCCAUUCCAAAAAUCCAAAACCUCCCCCCAAAAUCUCAAGAUCCGCGGCGACCAUGCGCCGUGGUGGCGGCGGCGGCGGCGGCGGGCGGCGGCUCCCCAAGUCCUCCCUGGCGCCCUCCGCGAUCGAUGCCACCCCGGCGCUGGACUCCAGCGCCAUCCCUAUCCGCAACCUCGACUCCGCCUUCUCCCGCCGCGACUCCGACGCCGCCAGCCUCUGCAGCAGCCGCCCCGCUUCCUCCGUCGGUGUGGGCGUCGGCGCUGCCCCCAACUUCUCUGACCGGGCCACGCAGGCCGCCGCGCUCCGCAUCGUCAACGGUUACCUCUCCCCCGCCCUCACGCUCCGCGGGCCGCUCCCCGCCGCGCGUGACAUCCAGGCCGCGCUCCGCCUCCUCCUCGAGCGCAUCGACUUCCCUCCCAACGAGGCGACCUUCGAGGACGACCUCAUCCAGGCCCUCCGCUUGCUCGGAUGCCCCCACAAGAUCACCCGCUCCGCGCUCAAGGCCCCCGGUACCCCGCACUCGUGGCCGCCGGUCCUCGCCGUACUCCACUGGCUCACCCUCUUCGCCCAGUACUCCGAUGCGGAUGCCUCUUCCGCCGCCGAAGCCCCACCCAACGACCUGCUGCUCUACACCACCCAGGGCUACUGCCACUUCUUGUCGGGGGACGACGACGCUGUCGAAGCCCUCGACGAGGAGUACCUCUCCAAAGCCCGGAUGGACGGUGAGGCUGCCGUUGCAAAGUUCCGUGCUCUGGAGAAGGAGGCGCAGGAAUUGGAAGCCGAGGUGAAUAAGCUCACCUCUGGUCCCUCGAGGCGGGAGGCACUGGAGGCGCAGAAGGAGACCUUAACUGCAGACGUUCACAAGUUUGAGGCGGUGGUGAAGACCUGGAAAACUAAGAUCGACGAAAGGGAAGAGGCGUUGGUGGAUCUGGAAAAGGAGUUGGAGGCAAAAGUGUUGGAUGCUCGACGCACUGCUGCUGAAAACGAGGAGCUACUGAAGAAGGUGGAUGGUCAGGCGGUGAAUGUGAGGGAUAUGGAGAGGAUGCACAGGGAGAUGCUGGUGAUUGAACGUGACAUUGCCAAUGCUGAAAAUGGGAAAGCGGCACUGGAGGAUAAGGCCUGGGAGCUAGAAGCCAAGCUGGUUACCAAGCUCGAGGAGCUUGAGGGACUCGCCGAGCAAUGCAACCAAGCCCUCAAAAGGUUGAAACCUGUUAUUGAUUUUCAGUACAUGAUAAAUUCAAAAGGAUCCUCACCUGCUGAGAUCCUAGGCCCCGGUUACAAAACAGUACUGAAACCUGCACUUAUGGCUCAUGCCGAGGAGAACAAAAGGAUCAUUGUCUCAAAUCUUGCAGAGUCAGUUGAUCUACAAAAGCAGUUGCAAGGAAGUGCUAAAAUCCUAGAGGAGGAAAAGAGUAAUAUUUCCAGUCUCCAGACUAAACAUGACAAGAUGGUUGCUCGUUUGAAUUUGCUGGAUGGUGAAAUCAUAAAUGAUGACUCAAGAUGCACAGCUGAUGCUAGACGAAUGAAAGAUGAGUUGGAGAAGAAGUACAAUGCAAUGAGGUCGGUGGAAAUGGAGGCAGACGAAUUUUUGAAGAAUUCGGAGAAGAGGCUCCAAGAUGCAAUACUAAAAAAUGAUGAAGAAACUCAGGCAGCUGCUACAGAGCUGCUGCAACUGCUUGAUUCAAUUGCUGAGCAUAAAGAGUUCAUGGAAGCAACAAUUGCUCAGAGGAGGAAGGAGCUUUAUGAAGCUGCAGAUUAUAUCGCCUCUUUGGUAUCCAAGACAUCACCGCCAGUCCUCAUAUCUGAAUGAUUAGAGAAUUUCAUAAUAAAUUGCUGAUUCCCCUUCUGACCAGCUGCGCUUCCUUGAGGUCAUAAGAUCAUCGCUAUGGUCUAUGUUAGUUCGUUUCACCUGAAGGAGCUAAUUACAUGAAUGCUGAGUGGCUAUUAUUACUUGGUUGUUGCUGUGGCUGUAUAUAUCGCUUUAGUCACCAUUGAGGUGUACUUGAGAGAAGCUUUGAUCUUAUUAUUGUGUCUUAGGUAUUGCCGAACAACAUAUCCCAUGCUACCUUACUACAACAUAAGGUAUAACUGCCCUUAUGCCUUUAUCCUGUGAGUACUCGUGCAUUUAUCCUAUGAGUGCUUAAUUUGUGCAUUUGUCCUUA